This is a messenger RNA of Equus quagga, 772 nucleotides long. RefSeq names its product retinol binding protein 1 (gene RBP1). Gene Ontology annotation, molecular function: fatty acid binding. The record is from RefSeq and is a predicted model, not a curated record. Bases 183 to 590 code for a protein of 135 amino acids. Gene Ontology annotation, biological process: fatty acid transport; retinoic acid biosynthetic process; vitamin A metabolic process. Gene Ontology annotation, cellular component: cytosol; nucleus. The transcript has 4 exons. NCBI's taxonomy places the organism in Eukaryota, Metazoa, Chordata, Mammalia, Perissodactyla, Equidae.
CCUCCCGCGGGCUUUGUGCGCGCUCGGCAUCCAGCUGUCGCCGCCCCACGCAGCCCCCUGGCCCGGGAGGGCGCGCAUUUCCGGGCCGCCCACCAGCCCGCCCGCCUCGGCAGCCGCUGCCCCGGCACAGCCGACGCUGCUCCCGCCGCUCCGUGGCCGUCUCGCCCCAGUCGCCCCACGAAAUGCCGGUCGACUUCACCGGGUACUGGAAGAUGCUGGCCAACGAGAAUUUCGAGGAGUACCUGCGCGCGCUCGAUGUCAAUGUGGCACUACGCAAAAUCGCCAACUUGCUGAAGCCAGACAAAGAGAUCGUGCAGGACGGCGACCAUAUGAUCAUCCGAACGCUGAGCACUUUUAGGAACUACAUCAUGGACUUCCAGGUUGGGAAGGAGUUUGAGGAGGAUCUGACGGGCAUAGAUGACCGCAAGUGCAUGACCACGGUGAGCUGGGAUGGGGACAAGCUGGAAUGUGUGCAGAAGGGCGAGAAGGAGGGACGUGGCUGGACCCAGUGGAUUGAAGGUGAUGAGCUGCACCUGGAGAUGAGGGUGCAGGGAGUGGUCUGCAAGCAAGUGUUCAAGAAGGUGCACUGAAGCGGAGCAGACCUUGGCCACGAGGAGCAGUGGCCUGGACGUGGGGCCGGGUGCCCUCUCCCCUCUCUGCACAGCGUGGGGCGGAAAUGCCCAGGCCACUGCCAGCAGGGUCUGUCUCUUGGCUUUGUCUCUUCUCCUCUUCUUAAAACAAAACCGUCCCAAUAAAAGUGAUCUCUGCUCAA